Messenger RNA from Alnus glutinosa, 1787 nucleotides. RefSeq names its product ubiquitin receptor RAD23c-like. Gene Ontology annotation, biological process: proteasome-mediated ubiquitin-dependent protein catabolic process; nucleotide-excision repair. The coding region runs from base 105 to 1376 and encodes 423 amino acids. Gene Ontology annotation, cellular component: cytosol; nucleoplasm. The record is from RefSeq and is a predicted model, not a curated record. The transcript is spliced from 12 exons. Lineage: Eukaryota; Viridiplantae; Streptophyta; Magnoliopsida; Fagales; Betulaceae. Gene Ontology annotation, molecular function: damaged DNA binding; ubiquitin binding; proteasome binding.
UUAUAGUUAUUACUUGCGCGUUCGGUCUCCCUCUCCCUCUCCCUCUCUCUCUCUUCUCUCUCUCUCUCUGAGGCUGUACGGACGGCGAAUUGGAGCAGUUGAAGAUGAAGAUUUUCGUGAAGACUCUGAAGGGCACUCACUUUGAAAUCGAAGUGAAGCCUGAAGACGCGGUUGCUGAUGUGAAGAAGAGUAUAGAAAAUGUUCAAGGUGCGGAUGUUUAUCCUGCUGCACAACAGAUGCUUAUCCAUCAAGGAAAAGUUCUUAAAGAUGGCACUACAUUGGUUGAAAACAAAGUUGCUGAAAAUAGUUUUGUUGUGAUCAUGUUAUCAAAGAGUAAGAGCUCAUCUGGCGAGGUUUCUAACACAUCAACUGCUGCUACAAGCAAGACCUCACAGACAAGUGCCCCGCCUCCUACAACCCCAGCAUCAACGGCAUCUCAAGCUCCUGUAGUAACCGCAGAGUCGCCUGUGACUGUUAGUGCUCCGGCCCCAGCCCCGGCCCCGGCCCCAGCUCCAGCCCCCGCCACGGCCCCAGCCCCCGCCUCGGCCCCAGCCCCAGCCCCCGUCCCCGUCCCAGUCCCAGUCCCAGUCCCAGUCCCUAUCUCUUCUACCACUGCUGCGUCUGAGACCGAUGUUUAUGGCCAAGCAGCGUCUAAUCUACUUGCUGGAAACAACUUAGAGGGAGCAAUUCAGCAAAUUCUUGAUAUUGGAGGAGGGACUUGGGAUAGGGAUACUGUUGUUCGUGCACUUCGUGCUGCUUUCAACAACCCAGAGAGAGCUGUUGAAUAUUUAUAUUCGGGUAUCCCUGAGCAAGCUGAAGUUCCUCCAGUGGCCCGAGUCCCUGCAAGUGGGGCACCUGCAAAUUCUCCAGUCCAGCCUCCGCAACCAGCGCAACCAGCAGCUGUUCCUUCAAGUGGACCAAAUGCUAAUCCUUUAGACCUCUUUCCCCAGGGCCUUCCCAACAUGGGCUCAGGUGCUGCUGCUGGUGCAAGUACCCUUGAUUUUUUGCGCAAUAGUCAGCAGUUUCAAGCCUUGCGAGCUGUGGUUCAGGCUAAUCCGCAAAUAUUGCAGCCUAUGCUUCAAGAGCUUGGGAAACAAAAUCCCAACCUUCUGAGGUUAAUUCAAGAGCAUCAGGCUGACUUCCUUCGCCUGAUUAAUGAACCUAUGGAAGGUGGAGAAGGGAACGCACUGGGGCAGCUGGCAGCAGGAAUGCCACAGGCUAUAACAGUCACCCCUGAGGAGCGUGAAGCCAUAGAACGACUUGAAGCAAUGGGCUUCGAUCGAGCAACCGUAUUGGAGGUGUUUUUUGCCUGUAACAAGAACGAGGAACUGGCUGCCAAUUACCUUCUUGAUCACAUGCAUGAGUUCGAGGAUUGAUUUAACAAAAUAUCUAUGGUCUAUUUUCUUCUUGCUGCUAUCCCCAACAUCCAUUCAACAAAAAAAUAUAUAACAAGUCUUCUGUUUUCGGUGACUUCUUUCUUAAAUGCAUUUUCUUCACCUUCAACCCUUCAGUCUGGAGUUUAUAUGAUGCGUGUGUCUGGAGUGGACAAAGGAAUGUUUAGGUGUAUUUGCUUUCCGAAUAACCCUGGUUUCUCCCUUGUUAGGAUUCAUUAAGAUUUUAUUAUACAUAGUUGCUUGCCUUGGUAUCUGUUUUCAUUGUGUAUACUUCACAUGUUGGCCUGGACUUGAGAUGUGUACCAUUUGGGAUCUGAUCCAACAUUUUUAAGUUCUUAAAUUAAUUUCCGAGGCAGUCGUAAAAGUAAAUUAUGCUGCUGCUUCGUUUUUUUC